AAGGAGAACCGAAACCGCAGACGUGGGAGGCUCUGAUGUAGAAGGGCAGCGGAAUGAAAAACCUACGGCUUAUUUACCCCCUCACGGGCAGCACAGCCAUUUCUCAGUAUGGAGCAUUACACACACAUCGCUUCCGUGUGAUCUAAAGUUUUUGUGAAGACUUUUUGCAUUUAAAAAAAACAUGGAUUUCGAGAACCGAAAUGUUGACUUAGAACUACUCUUGGCACACAUGAACAUUGGAGACAUCAUCGAGGCUGUGGAGAGGCUACGCUCAGACAGAGAGAGUGAAGUGGAGUCAGGCGAGUCACUUGUGGAGGCUCUGUCAGGAGAUAACAUGGAUGAAAGCGAGCUUUCGGAUGGCACGUCCUCUCCUGACUUGGUUUCCCGUGUGCAGGAGGGCAAAGUGAGGUACGGCAGCGUGGCGGACCUGCUGGCGUUUGUCAACAUGGUGUCCAACACACCUGCCUCCACGCUUUCUAAGUUAAAGGAGGAGGAGCUCGGGGUGCUGCUGAACAAGACCGACAUGGUGAUAAAAGAAGGGCGUUAUCGUAUUGAUUUGGACGUGCUCCUGUUUCCAUGGAGGCUAACCUACAAGGCUCCAGGCUCAGGUCACAUUCCCAAAGGCUCUUUUGGGAAAGUCCACUUGGCUCAAGAUAUCGAAACACGCAAAAGAAUGGCUUGCAAGCGGAUUCCCUUGGAGUACUUCAAGCCAGCAGACGUGGAGAUCCAGGCUCGGUUCCGUCAUGAGAACAUUGCUGAGCUGUAUGGGGCUCUGCUGUGGGAGCAGGGUGUGUAUCUCUUUAUGGAGGCUGGUGAAGGUGGCUCGAUUCUGGAGAAGCUGGAGAGUUGCGGUCCAAUGAGAGAGUUUGAGAUCAUUUGGGUCACGCAGCAGGUUCUGCGUGGACUGGAGUAUCUGCACUCGCACAAUAUCAUACAUCAUGACAUCAAACCCAGUAACAUUGUGCUGAUGUCUGCCAAAGCCGUGCUGGUGGAUUUUGGCCUAACAGUGCAGAUGACGGAGGAUGUGUACGUUCCUAGAGACCUCAGAGGGACUGAGAUGUACAUGAGUCCGGAACUGGUUCUGUGUCGAGGACACAACACAAAGACGGACAUUUACAGUCUGGGCACCACCAUUAUUCACAUGCAGACUGGUAGCCCGCCGUGGGUGAGGAGAUACCCACGUUCUGCCUAUCCCUCAUACCUUUACAUAAUCCAUAAGCAGGCUCCUCCUCUGGAGGACAUAUCAGAGGACUGUAGUCCAGCUAUGCGAGGACUUCUGGAGCGCGCACUGGACAGAGUCCCGUCGCGGAGGAGCUCUGCCACGGAGCUCCUCCAUGAGGAGGCCCUCCACCCUUCACGAGAAGACCAGCCUCGCUGCUGGAGUCUAGACUCUGCCCUUGGAGACAGCACACACCCACUCAUACGCCAACACAGUCAGAUGACUGAUAGCACACAAGAUUCCUCGUCAUUAUAUACUGAAGAUUCCGGCCCAUUUAAAAGAAAAGGUUCCCUCUACAUAGACCUCGGCGCUCUGGCUGGCUACUACAACUUUGUCCGGGCACCACCGACCGAAGAGUAUGGCUAGACAAAUCCUAAGGUCUUUCUGACUGUACGCUUAGUUUGUGUUCUUGGGACUUGUGGGAAAUGAAAAAAGGAACCAAAGUCCUGAAGAUACAGUAUAUGGACUGUACCUACAUAUGUACUGCACAGAAUAUAAAUGUGUUUCCACAUCAUUGGCAAUUCAGUCACCUCAGUUACCAAUCAAAAAGGUUACUUUGCAUGAUGAUGAUGAUGAUGAUGAUGAUGAUUAUGGGAUGGAAAUUACAUGUGCUCUUUCAGGCCCCAGUUUGGUGUGGAAACCAGAAUGAGAUAUCUAAUACCAGUGUCAGUAGAGUUGUAACCUUCAUGCUUUACAUAUCGUUAUUGUUGUUAAUGAUAAAAAAAAAAAAAAGCAGAAAAGCAAAUCAUCGUCUCGCUUUUGGGGAUUGUGUGCAGAUGAUCUUCAAUGAUAAUAAAAAAUGGUUAAUAUUAGCUCAUUGUCAUAUAAAAAAAAUGGGCCAUAGAAUGUAUAAAGGGCUAUAAAGGUAAAACUUUUAAUAUUACUGCAUUUUAGUAAAGGUAUUCAGAUGUACAUGUAAGUGGAUUGUAAUUUUGGUGAGAUUCUGAACAAAAGUAUGGAGGUAAAAAGUCCAGAUUUAAUACUUUAGCAUUGCUGGAUUUGAACUUUACUUCGAGGCUGGGCCUUCUGAUGAGUUCAUGAUGUAAUUAUACAUCAUUGUAUGUAAGACAAUUAUUUGUCAAUAUAGCAAAAAUAAUUCAGGACAAUUGAAAAAAACCUCCAGAUUCAAUAGGUUAACUUACACUUUCAUUAGGAUGUGCUGGAUCAGAUCCUUUGUUUGUGUGCUGAACGUAUUUCCAUACUUGUUUGCAAAAGAGACAGUGUGGCUGCAGGAGUUCAUACCAGCCCGUUUUGAGUCAUGUCUGAUCAGUGCAUUUUGGUUUUCAGCUACACCAGUUCUUUGUGAAUAAGAUUGGACAUCCUUUGUUUUCUGUGUAUGCUUUGUGUGUGUGUGUAACUUUUGUUUUAUUGGGCACAAUGUCAUCAUUUUACUCCAGCACUUAGCAUUAUAUAUUUCUUAAAUUGAUUAGUUAGAUGGGACACUGGAUGUUCAUUUUUGUGUUUUCAGGAUGAUUGGCAUUUUCAGAUGUUCCUGGAAAAUAUAACGUUGUUGUUGUUCCCGUGGAAUGUGUUUUUUUGCUGAGUACUUGCAGUGCAAAUAGUCACAAUGGAUCAUGUGCUUUAGACAAGAAUUACAACGCAGCUCUGGUACGUCACACAAUAUUCUGUAGCAGUGUUGUAGCCUCGUGUAAUCAUGAACAUAAAUGUUCUUUAUAUGCACUAUACAUCAAAUAAAAUGUUACUUUUUUUUAUUAUCAACUUUGAUGAAACUUGUUUACACCGAGUCUGGUAGGAAUGUGCAUUGUGUUGAAAUUCUGUAACGUACCUGAAUACGUUAAUAAACUUAUAAAUCCGUUUUA
Clarias gariepinus (North African catfish) is the source of this 3039-nucleotide messenger RNA. RefSeq names its product mitogen-activated protein kinase kinase kinase 8 (gene map3k8). The record is from RefSeq and is a predicted model, not a curated record. The coding region runs from base 182 to 1585 and encodes 467 amino acids. Lineage: Eukaryota; Metazoa; Chordata; Actinopteri; Siluriformes; Clariidae. Gene Ontology annotation, molecular function: ATP binding; protein kinase activity. The transcript has 8 exons. Gene Ontology annotation, biological process: protein phosphorylation.